Molecule: messenger RNA, 1416 nt
Organism: Hirsutella rhossiliensis
Lineage: Eukaryota; Fungi; Ascomycota; Sordariomycetes; Hypocreales; Ophiocordycipitaceae
Product: putative transposase
Exons: 3
Coding region: 1-1416 (471 amino acids)
Source: RefSeq, a predicted model, not a curated record
AUGGAUGGCGAGAUGUCCGACUCUCCAGCUCCGUCGCCGCCCCCUAGUCUUCCGCAGGUGAUAUCAACGCCUUGCCCCACACCUCUCUCCUCGGCUUCCUCACGACUGCCCCACGCCAGGACGGUGGCCAAACAGCUCGAAGGGGCUGCUGUCACACAAGGUGCAUCAGCCUCCAACGCCAAUCCGACCAUUCAGGAUUUGCCCAAGAUCGCCAGUACAAAUCGUCGUUUCGUGCAGGAGGAUUCGCUGGCCCGAAAGGGAGCGAAAGGCCGGAAGAGCUGGAUCAGAUCCCAUGGGACAUUCCUCGUCGAAUUGAACCACCAGGAUCAGCCAAUAGGCCAUUUCUGGUGCUGCCAUCGAUGCGACCUGAAGGGCGAGGCCGAGUUCUUCUCUGUACAGGCCACAUCCUCGACGGCGGAUCAUCUUCUAAAAACCCAUCGGAUCACGCCAGCCAGCCAGUCGAACGAAUCGAGCCCGAGCCAUGACAGCGCCAUCGAUCUCCAUCCGGCCGUGAUGCCGAAACGGCGUCGGCUCGAACAAAGCGUCAUCCUGAAGGCGAAGGUCAGAGCGCUGAGCGUUGGAUUUGUAGUCGAUAGCGACGUGCCAUUUACUAUCUUCGAGCACAGCUUUCUUCGAAGCCUCUUUAUCCAGUUCGACCAUGACUUAGUGCUGCAGAUUCCAUGGAGUGGCAGUUCCAUCACCCGAGAGCUGCAGCACCUCUUCGACACGAAGCGGAAUGUCAUCAAGGCAGAGCUGCGCGAUGCUUUGACGACGAUACACCUCAGCUUUGACCUGUGGACGUCGUCGAAUCGUUUUGCGAUUGUGGCUGUCUUCGCACACUUCAUCGACCGGGGGGCGCGCCAGCAGUCGCGGCUGCUUGCACUUCGAUGUCAAUUCGGCACCCAUAGCGGAGAGAACCUUGCUGCGUCACUUGUGGGCAUCGUCCAGGACUGGAAGAUCCGGGGGCGAGUCGGCUGUGUUAUCUCUGACAACGUAGCCGCAAAUGAUCAUUGCCUGCACUAUAUGCACAAGCAGCUGGACUCAUCCAUGAGGCCCGCUGACAUCAAGGCACGCCGGAUGCGUUGUUAUGGGCACAUUCUCAAUCUUGUUGCGCGGGCCUUUCUCUUUGGCAAAGAUGCAGAGUCCUUCGAACUCGAAUCCGAGAUCAAUUGCAUGCGAGGCCUUGCAGAGCAGGACCUCAGCCACUGGCGCGCGAAAGGACCCAUCGGGAAACUUCAUAACAUUGUCAAGUUCCGCCGAUCGUCGCCACAGCGGAGCGAACACUUCAAGCGCAUUGUGCAGGAGGAAGAAUAUGAGGAAUAUCGGCUUUACGAAGAGUCUACUGCGGAACUGGAGGUCAACCUGAACAAUAAGACUCGGUGGAACUCCACAUACAUGAUGAUCGAGAGGAAAUGA